Prorocentrum cordatum is the source of this 489-nucleotide messenger RNA. The record is from the annotation of a GenBank genome assembly. NCBI's taxonomy places the organism in Eukaryota, Dinophyceae, Prorocentrales, Prorocentraceae.
AUGGCAGCCGAGCCAACGGAAGCGGACCUCGCCGCGGACCGCGGCAUGGCCGAGGCGCUGCAGCUCCCGGCGCGCGGCGUCUGCCUUGCCUCGGGCGGCCGGCCGCCUCGCUCGGCAGCAGUUCUCGAAGGUCUAAUCGUCUGGUGCUGGUGGCCUGCGACAGAGCCAGCCAGGGUGGCCUCUGCCGCGGAGAGCGGCGGGCCAGGCGGUUUCGCCUGGCCCCCGGGUGAGCUCCGGCAGGCGAUGGCCGCGGAGGGCCCUUUCUGCACACGUGGCCUCGUGGCCGUGUGCAGUGUACGCCAUCGUUUCUUCGCCCGGCCGCCCGCCCCAGGGGGCUGGCUGCCCCCUCUCAGCAGCAGCGCUCGAACGCCUGACCCCGGACAGAAGCGAAGCUCGCGGCACCUUCUGCGCCAAGCAAGCGCGGUGCGCGGCCCGUCCUGCGGCCCACGCCGUCAUGCUGAUCUACAAUCUCUGACGAGCGGGGCGUAG